This is a messenger RNA of Anisakis simplex (herring worm), 435 nucleotides long. NCBI's taxonomy places the organism in Eukaryota, Metazoa, Nematoda, Chromadorea, Rhabditida, Anisakidae. The record is from the annotation of a GenBank genome assembly.
AUGCAUCUGGUUAUCACUCCGCAUCGUUUCGGUGAUAUAUUUAUGUUUGACGAUGCUGAUAAGAUGUCUUCAUUUGGUGGUUUCGAUGAUUCUUUCAUAAACCGCGGUAACAACACGAGUAAUUCGUUCAUGCGAGAUCAUAUGCCGUCAUUCUCGUUUGAUUCAGGUAACAUAUUCGAUCGCAUUUUCCCCCUCUCGCCUGUUGAACGCUUCAAUAAUACACCGUUGCGAAAGAUGUCUAAUGGCGAUUUGAACGGUGCGCCGGGCGUUGUGAGGAAUAUACCGAUUAAAGUUGAGGGGACAAGGAAUGUUGUGCAGCCGAGGGCGCAACCUAGCGGCGGUACGGUGGGAUAUUCGUCAGCAACGAUGCGCCCUUCGCGACAAGCCAGCGCUCCACCACCUUCAUUUGAUUCCUGUCGAUUGCCAAAGAGGUAA